GAAAAUUUUCAUUUCCUUCUUCUUAUAUCUCUCUCUCCUUCCAUUAAAGCUGGUGGUGGUGUUUCAUAGGAGUUUGGACUUAGGACCCAUCUUAGGGAGAUGGGUCGAACGGGGGCGAAAAUGCCUAGUUUCUGCUUAAACAGGAUUAGGCCUCAUGUUCGAGUUCGAUCACCAACUGUUCAAUCCAAAAGCCUCUCAAAUAAUUCUACAAGAACUGAUGAUGAGGUGAAGAAUGAUUCUGCUGGCAAUGUUGGAGAAGAAAAAGGUGGUGAUUGUGCAAAACCGCCACCGGUGAUGACUAUUGGCCGGAAAAUCAUGAUUGUUGUUGAUUCGAGCCUUGAAGCUAAGAAUGCACUGCAGUGGGCAUUGACUCACACUGUUCAGAGCCAAGAUACAUUGAUUCUUCUCUAUGUUAGCAAGCCUUCUAAGCAAGGUGAGGAGUCCGUCAAGGAGAUAGCUCCAAGAGUUUCUGAAUUUCUCUGUUCUAUGAAGAAGAUGUCUCAACUGAAGAGACCUGAGGUACAAAUUGAGGUUGCUGUGGCAGAAGGCCAAGAGAAAGGUCCAGCAAUAGUGGAAGAGGCCAGGAAGCAAGGGGUGGCAUUACUGGUUCUAGGGCAGAAGAAGCAGUCCAUGACAUGGCGGCUAUUGAUGACGUGGGCGGGGAAUCGGGUUAGCUGCGGGGUGGUGGAGUACUGCAUCCAGAAUGCCAGUUGCAUGACCAUUGCAGUGAGGAGGAAGAGCAGGAAACUUGGUGGUUACUUGAUCACCACCAAGAGGCACAAAGAUUUCUGGCUCUUGGCUUGAACAACUAUUUGAAUAGUCUAUAGUCUUCUGAUGAUGAAGGGUUUGAUCAUACUGCAUAGUUUAUAUGAAUGUUAUUGGAUUGGUUGUAAAUUAUUUACAAAUGGAAAAGGAAUUGGGAGUGAAUGAAAAGUGUAUCGUAGUUAUCAAAUAAAGUUUGAUUCACGGAGACAACGUAGUUUGUUGGUUGACUUUGGUGGUGUUGUGGUGAUGGCCUGCUCUUUUGGGUUAGUAGUUAUAACUCAAACCAGGUAUUCCACAGUAGAAAG
Ilex paraguariensis (yerba mate) is the source of this 1070-nucleotide messenger RNA. NCBI's taxonomy places the organism in Eukaryota, Viridiplantae, Streptophyta, Magnoliopsida, Aquifoliales, Aquifoliaceae. The record is from the annotation of a GenBank genome assembly.